CUGCUUUAAUUACAGGCUGCAGGCUGUGGAGGCUCAGAGAAAGAGCCGCGUUUGGGAUUCUCACGGCAUUAAAAAAAAAAACACGCACUUGCGUAGUAAGACUGUACUCGCAAAACCAGCUUUUGGACAUUCUUCGGUAUUUUAAACAACUUGGUAGCACGGAGUGUCGGUUGAUUAUAUCAUUUGCAUCUUGAACGUCGAGUCGCAGGAAUGUGGCGUCUCUGAAGGAAGCCCGUCCGAAUCGUCAGCGGUGGAUGACAACAAAGUUGGUCGCAUGGGUUUAUAGCACGAAAAACGUUGUUGAGAACGAAGGAAAAGCUGCGAGUCGGGGUUAACGUGACGAUGGGCUUGGUUUGAAGAGCGACGGCGGCUAAACCAGGACACAAAGUGCGCCAUGGCGGUGGACGCCGCGUCCAGCUUCAGUUUCUGCCGGCCGGCGGUGGAGUACCGGGGCAUCCCAGAGGACUACAAGCGGCAGCUGAGCCGGCGGACCGGCGGGAACCUCACCUGGCACGACGGGCGGGGCCAGAAGAGCGCGGGCGGGAGGACGGUGAAGCUGCUGCAGCAGCCCGGCACCGGGGCCUCCCAGUCUAAUUCCAGUGACAACUAUGGGAUCUACCACACCAGCCCCACUCAGCCCAGCCUCAUCCGGCCUGUGGUGCUGUGGUCCCAGCAAGAUGUCUGCCGAUGGCUGAAGAAACACUGUCCACACAACUACCUGACCUAUGUAGAGGUCUUCUCGCAACAUGCCAUCACAGGCCGCGCGCUGCUGCGCCUCAACGGGGAGAAGCUGCAGCGCAUGGGCCUGGUCCAGGAGACCCUCCGACAGGAGCUGCUGCAGCAGGUGCUGCAGCUGCAGGUGCAGGAAGAGGGCCGCAACCUGCAGCUCCUCAGCAGAGGUUCGUUUGGAAACAAACCAUAACCAGAUCUACUUAAAGGAUGAGAUUAAUCAUGUGGACGUGUGCACACAUCUGUGCAUUUCAUAGAGCAAGAAAGAGAAACAUGUCAAUUAUGGACUAACUUCAAUGGGAUCCCAAUUUCUAACUAGGUCAAAAUAUGUAUAUGACCGAUAUAGUGGGAAAUAGAGAUGUUUUGAAUUUGCAAUUCACUGAUCUACUGUUAGUGUUGUGACUUUAACAAAAUACAGUUUUGGUACAUUAUCAUAUUGCUCUUUGAUGAAUAAAAUAUCAAUUUCUGGUGUCUUUGUCUCUUUCCUUAUCACAGAGACAUUUUUUCAACUUGUGCUUGCUUAAUAAAAAUGAACUUUGAAUAAUAACGUAAA
Messenger RNA from Gadus chalcogrammus (walleye pollock), 1282 nucleotides. RefSeq names its product sterile alpha motif domain containing 10a (gene samd10a). Lineage: Eukaryota; Metazoa; Chordata; Actinopteri; Gadiformes; Gadidae. Bases 395 to 922 code for a protein of 175 amino acids. The record is from RefSeq and is a predicted model, not a curated record. Gene Ontology annotation, molecular function: protein binding. Gene Ontology annotation, cellular component: cytoplasmic side of plasma membrane. Gene Ontology annotation, biological process: cell surface receptor protein tyrosine kinase signaling pathway. The transcript has 5 exons.